Coccidioides immitis RS is the source of this 3774-nucleotide messenger RNA. RefSeq lists its product as uncharacterized. The transcript has 2 exons. Gene Ontology annotation, cellular component: plasma membrane. The coding region runs from base 657 to 3500 and encodes 947 amino acids. Lineage: Eukaryota; Fungi; Ascomycota; Eurotiomycetes; Onygenales; Onygenaceae. Gene Ontology annotation, molecular function: calcium-activated cation channel activity. The record is from RefSeq and is a predicted model, not a curated record.
CUUAUCUCUUUCCGGGGGCAGAAACGGAGGAAGUCUCCUUGGGUUAAUUCGCUUCUGCAUGGGGCUCAAAGGUAGUUAAUAAUGGAGUGAGUGUGAGUUGGCAGCCCCCUCUUCCGCUCUUCUCCGGCGAUAGUUACGAUUUCCAUCCUUCGUGUGUUUCCUAUCAAGCAACCGAGAGACCGCUGGAGGGCCGGAUGAGAUAACUAACUAGUCAUUCCCUUGCCAUCACUGUUUUUUUACAGUCUGCCGAAAAGUCACUCGUUCCAGUCCUUUGUUCUCGAUCGUCAUCGAUCGCCAGAUCUUCUCCCCACACUCGUGCAAGAAAUCCUGCCACUCUUCGAGCUAUUAAUAGCUUUUGCGUGUUUUCGUUUCAAGAAGGACAAGAAGGGAAACAAUCAUUUCACUGUCAUUUCUUUUUCACUAACAUUCUCUUCUAUUCCGCCGCGACCAGUCAUUUUUACGGCCUUACCACGCCCGCACUCCCAUCAGAAAAUCCGCCCUUCCACCACUUCGCAGCGUACCAAACAGUCAGACAGAAAUAGGCCCCUGGCAAUGUUGAUCUGAUGUGUUGAACUGAAUGUGCAAUUUGGUAUUGCUUCACGGACGGCGAACAUUCAGCUAGGGCGCUGCGAAGCGGAUUAGGACUGUUCUCGGAGAUGGAGAGAAUAAUUUCCAGGCAGGACCCUGGCGGUUCCUCUCCUACGGACAAAUUUUUGGAGUUGCUCCAGGACCCUUUCCAGUCGGCGUUCCAAGAACGUGCGUUCUGGGCUUCUUUAGGAACGUCGCUGGGUGUUACGUUUGGCCUUGCGCUUCUCUUCUCUCUCUUUCGGCCUCGAAACUCGGUGGUUUAUGCGCCAAAGUUGAAACAUGCUGACCGGAAGCAUGCGCCUCCGCCUUUGGGAAAGGGGAUGUUCGCUUGGAUAACGCCGAUUAUAAAAACCAAGGAGGGUGAGAUGCUGGAUAAAGUCGGGCUGGAUGCGACGGUAUUUCUGCGGUUUACUCGGAUGUGCCGAAACAUUUUCCUUGUGCUGAGCUUGAUCGGAUGCGCGGUCAUGAUUCCCAUCAACGUUACCGGAAGUGGUGGUCACAACAUAAAAGGGCUGUCAACCUUCACGACAAUGACACCGAUGUAUGUGACUGAUCAGAAAGUCCUUUGGGGUCAUAUUGCCUGUGCCUGGGGCAUCGAUGCCAUCGCUGCGUAUUUCCUUUGGCACAACUACCGAGCAAUGUGCAGAUUAAGAAGACAAUACUUUAUGAGCACGGACUUCCAACAGAGCUUGCAUGCGAGAACGGUCAUGGUGACCCAUAUUCCUGCGGCGUAUAGGACCGAUGAAGGGUUGCUACGUUUGACAGAUCAAGUGAACCCGACGGCUUCCAUACCUCGAGCGUCAAUCGGUCGAAAUGUGAAAGAGCUUCCGGAUUUGAUCAAUGAGCACGAAAGAGUGGUGAAAGAGCUUGAGGAAAUCCUGGCAAAAUAUUUCAAGAAUCCCGAUCGACUCCCACCGAAACGCCCCACUUGCAAGCCGAUAAAGGGUUUCAGAGGGGAGAAUACUCCUGAGAAAGUCGACGCUAUCGACUACUAUACGGUUCGAAUUCGAACGCUGGAGGCGGAAAUUAGACAUGUUAGGGAGUCGAUCGAUAAACGAAACGCUAUGUCAUACGGUUUUGCUAGCUGGGAGUCCAUUGAAAAUGCCCACGUGGUGGCCUUCGCCGCGAGGAAGAAACAUCCGCAGGGAACCAAUAUCACAUUGGCCCCAAGGCCUAAUGACAUUAUCUGGGAAAAUUUGGCUCUGAGUAAGGCAGAUCUGCGGAGAAAACGGUUUAUGAACAUUGUUUGGUCGACAAUCUUGACGGUUGUUUGGAUUGCACCUAACGCCAUGAUCGCCCUCUUCUUGGCCGAUCUAUCUCACCUAGGUUUGGUCUGGCCAGCUUUUAGAAGAUCCCUAGAUAAGAAUCCCAAGGUCUGGUCGGCUAUCCAGGGUAUAGCAUCCCCUGCCAUCACAUCUUUAGUCUACCUCGUUCUUCCUAUUAUAUUCCGGCGCCUUGCAACCCGUGCUGGAAAGUCUACCAAAAGUGCUAGAGAGCGCCAUGUUCUUCAUAGUUUAUAUGCCUUCUUUAUAUUCAACAACCUGAUCGUCUUUUCGGUAUUUUCUGCGAUAUGGGCGUUUGUGGCCACUGUUAUUCAGGAAGCGAAGAAUAACAAGGACGCCUGGGAAGCCAUCUCUUCUGGAGCCUUUUACGUAAACGUCAUGACGGCGUUAUGCAAGGUGUCACCGUUUUGGGUGACCUGGCUGCUUCAGAGAAAUUUGGGUGCUGCAGUUGACCUCAUGCAACUCAUCAAUAUGGUAUGGACGUUUAUUGCCAGGAGGUUCCUUAGCCCUACACCGAGAAGGGCCAUUGAAUGGACCGCCCCCCCUCCAUUCGAUUAUGCCAGUUAUUUCAAUUACUUCUUGUUCUACACGACAAUCGCGUUUUGUUUUGCAUCCUUGCAACCUAUUGUGCUUCCUGUCACGGCUCUCUACUUUGCAGUGGAUUCGUGGCUGAAAAAGUAUCUCCUGCUAUAUGUUUUCAUUACCAAAACGGAAUCGGGAGGUCGUUUCUGGCGUGCCAUUUUCAACCGCAUGAUAUUUGCCCUUAUACUCGCCAACUUCAUCCUUGGAUUGGUGGUCAAGGCGAAAGGCUCGUGGAACAUGGUUUUCGCGCUGGUUCCGCUUCCACUAUUAUUACUAGGGUUCAAAUGGUAUUGCAGGAAUACAUUCGAUGACGAGCUAUUGUAUUAUCAUCGCGCGAUCCUGUCAGAUCCAGAAUCUUCGGCCGAUGGCAAAACAGGGAAGAAGGCUGCGGAGCGCUUAAGCUCGAGGUUUGGCCAUCCUGCACUUUACAAACCUCUUACGACGCCUAUGGUCCAUGCAAAGGCCGCCGAUGCGCUCGAGAAACUGUUUCAGGAUCGCCAAGGACUAAACGCUAGCACUAGCGAUUAUUCCGAUAUUGCAAUGCAUAGGAUGUCCGCAACUGAACCCGGAAAAACUUCAGAGAACCAUGAAGCGCCGUUUGAGGUUGUGGCGGAGAAUCAAUUGGAUUUCUCCUACUUCAAAGACCGCCCUGAUUUCCGGGAAGAAUUCGGUGGCGGUAUCUAUGGAAGGCCGGAUGACCUGAUAACUGAGCGGUCUCAUACGCCGAAGAGCUUCUUUACCGGGAAUGGAUCCCCAGCAUCCUCUCGACCAAGUUCACCUGCGCCAUCAAACCGUUCCGUGACCUUCAAUGGGCCUCACGGACGCUACCCGAACAUAUCAGACCACCCAGCGUUCCAGUCCACGGACUUGGGUGCGUCUACAUUUUACAAGCAAUCCAACGAAAGCGAAAGAAACCUCCUGAAUAACUCUCAAGGACAACCAAUGCGGAAUUCGACAGACGUCGUUGAUAGGUGGCCGUCGGAAGGAUCGACAGCAUACACUCCAUACCGCAGUCCGUCCCCGUACGAGCCAUAUCGGUCUCGCUAGCGGGCUUGCUUCUUUCAUUCUCUCUGUAAGUUUUGGAACUAUAUGCAUUUUUCGGGAAAUAUGGACGGUGGAGUCAUAGAUACAGGAUGCUUAUAAGUAUAUACCUUGCUGUAAACGGGUGCUGCUUUUUUGUGUAUAGCGCUUCUUGUGGGGAAUAUUCGUUGGAAAUGUGCCUCUUUUGAUUUUAGACGAAUAAAUAUACAUGUGUGCUAGGACAGCGCAUACUUUAUUCUCUUUUACUUGUCUUCCAGUAAAUAGACUUGGAAUAUAUCUG